Molecule: messenger RNA, 1014 nt
Organism: Rotaria sp. Silwood2
Lineage: Eukaryota; Metazoa; Rotifera; Eurotatoria; Philodinida; Philodinidae
Source: the annotation of a GenBank genome assembly
AUGGUAAAACUUCUUGUUUUUGCCAUUUUACUGGCAUCAUCGCCAGCGACUGGUCUAGUCGAACAAUUGUUUCGAACUGAAAACAGUUGUUAUUCAGGUUGUCAUUCGAAUUAUGCAGCUAGUACAAAUCAUUUGGAUGCUUGUAGAAAAGGUUGUGACUUCAAGUUACACAAUGAAGAUUGUGCAAGUCAAUGUAAAGCAUUUUCAAAAGAUGAAGAAAUACAAGCUUGCUGUCAGGUUGGUUGUACUUUAAGUCAUCCAGCGAUUGAAAAAAAGCCUACCAUUGUUGUCGAUCCAGUUCCACAGGCUAAUGUAGAACUAGAACGCCCACAUUCAAUUAUUCUUAUACGUCUUCGUCAACGUCCAUCAAUGGAAUUACCAUCAAUGCCAAUGCCAUCUAUGCAUCAGUUCUUUAACAAUGAUCCAAUUCAGAUGUUUAAUGAUAUAAUUAAACAAUUUCAAGAUAGAGCAAAUAAUUUCGAACAAGCUAUUCGUAAAUCAUUUGAAGAAAAUUCAAAAGAACUUCCAAAACUUCCUGGUUUUGAAUCAAUAUCAGAAUUACCAAAAAAUAUUCCAAUUAUUCGUAUACCAAUAAAUACUAAUCCUGAUUCAUCAAGUGAAGAUAAUGAUAAAGCACCAUUAAUUAAUGAAUUUCGAAACUUUGUAAAAUAUCCACAUGAACAUCAUCAACAUAUGGGACCAAUGCCGAAUCGUUUUCAACAAUUCAUGACUGAUGUUCGUUCUGAAUGGAAUGAUCUUGUUCGUAAACAACCAAAGAUUCCAAUAUGGAUCUUUCUUGCCAUUUUUCUUUCAUCAUCAGCUAUUCUUUGGUAUAUGGUUAUGUCACUUUGUCAUCAUACACCAACUCGUAGUGCUUUAUCAAUUCGUGCUCAAGAACUUGUUUUUCAUCCAUAUGAUUAUGAAGCAUAUGAAAAAGAAAAAAUUCAACCUGAUGACCAACCUUAUGAUGUUACAGAAUCAUUACCAAUUAAAGUUAAAUUAUCCAACAUUUAA